CGUAUAUCGCAGACCAGCGCGCGGUGAUCGUUGUUUAUUCUCGAUCGCAUCAUAAUAAAUCUUUUGUCCGCUGUUUCGCUCCGAUAAUCAAAAAUGUCUCUGUGGGUGGAUAAAUACCGGCCGAAGGAUCUAUCCAAAUUGGAUUACCACAAGGAUCAAGCGCAGAGAUUGAAAAAUAUGGUACAACAAGGAGAUUUUCCACAUUUAUUAGUUUAUGGACCAUCAGGGGCUGGUAAAAAAACACGUAUAAUGUGCUUGCUCAAAGAACUUUAUGGAAAUGGAGUGGAUCGUUUACGAAUGGAUACAAUGACUUUUGAGUCAGCGUCAAAAAGAAAAUUUGAUAUAUCAACAAUUAGCAGCAAUUAUCAUAUAGAAGUAAAUCCCAGUGAUGCUGGUAUAUAUGACAGAACUGUUGUUAUGGAUCUUGUAAAGACCACUGCACAAACUCACCAAAUAGAUCCUACUGGCCAAAAAGAAUUCAAAGUGGUAUUAUUAACAAAUGUUGAUGAAUUAACAAAAGAUGCCCAACACGCACUUCGCAGAACUAUGGAGAAGUAUGUAGGUACUUGUCGAUUAAUUUUAAGCACUAACUCGACAUCAAGAGUACUACCAGCAAUCAGAUCUCGAUGUCUUGGAAUCAGAGUUCCAGCCCCAACGAUUGAGGAAAUAAAAACAAUUUUGACCAAAGUAGCUAAAAAAGAAGGACAUGAUCUUCCUAAUGAAUUAGCAGAAAGAAUUGCUACAACCAGUGAACGAAACUUAAGGAGAGCACUGUUAAUGCUAGAAACUUGUAGAGUUGAACAAAUUCCAUAUACUCCUGAUCAAAAAGUUACCGAACCAGAUUGGCAACUUUACAUCAAAGGCAUUGCUGCACUGAUGGUGAAAGAACAAAGUCCUAGCAAAUUAUUAGAACUUCGGAGUAGAUUUUAUGAACUGUUAACGCAUCGUAUACCAUCUGAUUUAAUAUUUAAAGGAAUGUUACAAGAAAUAAAUAAAAAGUGUGAUUUGCAAUUAAAAAUUCAAGUAGCAAAUCUUGCUGCUGAGUAUGAGCAUAGAAUGCAUCAAGGAUCUAAAGAAAUAUUCCAUUUGGAAGCAUUUGCUGCCAAAUUUAUGUCACUUUAUAAAAAGUUUAUGGAUGCUUCUAUGGCAGAUUUCAUGUAAGAAAAACAAUUCAUAAUUUUUACUUUACUAACUAAAUAAGUUGUUAUUGUUUAAGGUAGUUAUAAAAUUUUGUCAAAGAAUAAAAAAAUUUUUGUAUUUUUAA
Messenger RNA from Trichogramma pretiosum, 1264 nucleotides. It is a transcript of the gene RfC38, whose product is annotated as replication factor C subunit 3. Gene Ontology annotation, biological process: DNA-templated DNA replication; DNA repair. The transcript is spliced from 5 exons. Lineage: Eukaryota; Metazoa; Arthropoda; Insecta; Hymenoptera; Trichogrammatidae. Gene Ontology annotation, cellular component: DNA replication factor C complex; nucleus. Gene Ontology annotation, molecular function: ATP hydrolysis activity; DNA binding; DNA clamp loader activity. The coding region runs from base 94 to 1161 and encodes 355 amino acids. The record is from RefSeq and is a predicted model, not a curated record.